AUGGAUGCAGUGCUUCGUUGUGGCUUUUCAUUCGAAACAAACGUACAACAAGACUCCAAUAAUCCAUAUUUGACAAAGUUCACCGAAACUUUGGCUAUCGACAAUCGAAAACUACUGUUUGUCAAAGUGGCCAGUGUACUACCGACACUAUGCGGCUUUGUUCUUCGAAUUGUUCUAGCUUUCAAUGCAUUGCUAUUCAAGUUGAACAAAACAUUUUCAUUUGUUCAUUUUCCCGAGUUGCCCAUUCUCUGGCUGAUGGCACGUGCUGGUGAACAUGUUUUACAUGCUCGACGCGAUGUUAACACAAAUGGUCGUGUUGAUCUUCUUCAUCUUAUGCUCGAUGCAGCCACCGAUCAGAUUGUUUCGGACGAAAAAGUGCAACGUGAUGAGAACAUCGAAGCAUCAUUGACACCACGACUUACCAAUGUCAACAAGUUGACAUACGAUGAAAUCAUAGGCAAUAUAUUUCUAUUUCUAGUUGCCGGUACAGAGACAACAUCAACCACGCUUGCUUUUUGCACAUAUGUGUUGGCUACACAUCCUGAUGUACAGCAAAAGUUACAAGAUGAAAUUGAUGCAAAUGUUGGCGAUAGUGCUCAGUUAUCGACAUACGAAAUAGUCGACAAUUUAGAAUAUUUAAAUAUGUUCAUCAAAGAAGUAAAUCGAAUGUUUCCGAUAGCACCGCUCGUCACUAAUAGGCUCUGCAUUCAAAACACCACAAUCGGUCAAUAUACAAUAAAAGAGGGUACAAUCGUGCAAGCCGAUGUCUACAGCAUCCACUAUGAUGCUGAUCUCUGGGGUCCUGUUGAUCCAUAUAAGUUUCACCCCGAACGGCAUGCGGUCAAACGACAUCCACUAGCUUACUUGCCUUUCGGUGCUGGACCACGUAAUUGUGUCGGUAUGCGGUUUGCUCUGCUACAAUUAAAGAUGGCCUGUGUCCAACUUCUAAAAAAAUUUACAGUUUUGAAAAGUGACAAGCUCGAAAACACUUUUCGCAUCGUCGAACUGACAACGAUCGUACCAGAAAGUGUAUGGAUCAAGCUUCAACAUCGUACAAAACCUCAUUGAUUGGUAAAAAUAAGCUUAAGCUUAGAACUCUUUAAUGUACGCUUAAUAUAUGAGAGAAAAUAAAAGUAUUUUUGAACUGACAAACAGACCGUGAGCACGGCUCGUUUUAUGGGUGGAGAGUGAUCAGUAUAUACCAGAAAAGAACGUGCAUGAGCAAAUAGUGCACGCUUGGUGAUAUCGCCGCCAAUUUGCAUAUUGGAUAUUGCAUCGAGGGAUUGUCACAUCAUGUUGACAAGUAUAAUCGAUCAUCACCAAUAAGGUUGGCUAAGGAGCAAGGAAACUGAAUAUUGUAAACGAGAAAAUUGUCAUUUAAAUGUUUCUAACGUUAGAACAUACAGUCAUCAUCAAUCUGUUUUGCAUUUGUUUCACAAUAGUUCGUCUUGAUUCUAUAGAAAAAGUCUUCGUGGUAUAUCUAUAUAUAUAUAUUAACCGACAUGAGCUGUAUACCUACACACUUAAUAUUCCGUCAAACAACAAUCACUUAACUAUAAGCGUAGUGUUGCGUGUGGGGGUGGGUGCAGGUGUGGAUGCGGAUGUGAGUGUUGAUGAAAAUGCCUGCAGUUGUGGGUAAGCUUGAUUUUGGGUGUGAUAGUGUGCUUGUGGGUAUAGACCAAUAGAAAAUACCACCAACAUCCAAACUGACACUACAGCACGCGCACACUCAUACGCGCAUCCACCCGCACCAACAUUUACACCCACUUAUACCCGUACCUGACAUCCACACUCUAAACGGUUAAGUUUCGAAAAUAAGUAAAGACAGAAAUAUUUUUAUGAAAUAAUGAUCAAAACAUUUAUUUUGUAAGCGAUUAUACAGUUAUCAAUUAGCACUUCAAUGUAUGACGCUAAAAAUGUUGCCAAAAUGCCUUAAAUUUCAAUUUCUGCAUGAUUCAAAUGCAUAAGAUAGAAUAGGCGUGAGGACGCUCAUAAAACAAACUUUUCAGACGCUUUCAUCCUAAUAUAUACACUAUUAGAUAAAAAUCCUUUCUACGCGUUGAAACUCAACAGUAAAACUUCAUGGUGUUCACAGCACCAUUUUUUCCAAAUACGUUUAAACACUGAGUAAAAGACUGCUUUCGAGCGUUUACAUGUGUUUUUGCAAAAUCUUAUCUGCUUGGGUAAGAAAUCUUCUAUCGCAUUCAUUAAUUAACAUUCUUUGUAGAUUAGCAGUGCGAAUUGAUUUUUAUGUACUCAUAAAUAGUUCUCUAUCUUUAACCUUCAAAUCUAACGCUUAUAAAAAUAGCAUUUGACAAAGGAAAAAACUUCAAGACCAUUCUUGGCAUUAUUUCGCUUUUCGCGACAGUAUCAUUACUCUUCUUGUCUUCUUAACUUCUUCGUUAUCUGUGCCAAAAUAUUUCGCCGCUGCAAAGUUCUAUUGCAGAAAGCCGAUAACCUAUUGUUCUAUCGAUGUUAAAUUGGUUGUGAUAUCUUGGUCGACUUUCGAGCACCACGAAGAAAUCUUAUCUUUUUUGCCCAAAUAAGCAUCAAAACGCUCUUUGAUGAGGCCUCCAACAGAGUAUCAACUUUGUUGGAAUGAGCGAUCUUCUGCCAUGGCAACAAAGAGUGUGGCUGUGGCAGUGGGUGUGAGUGUUAGUGGGAAUGUCUGCAGGAGUAAGUAAGUUUGGUUUGGGUGUGGGGUGUGGGUGUGGAUCUCUCCCUUCUCUCACACCCACAUCCACCCAAACCCGCACCCAUAUCCACCCCAACUCGCACCCACAUCCACACCCUACACUCACACCCACACCCACACACCCACACCACACACCCACCCACACCCACACCCCACACCCACACUCACACCCACACCCACACACCCACACCCACACCCACACCCACACCCACACCCACACCCACACCCACCCACACCCACACCCACACCCCACACCCAAAAUGCGGCGACCCAUCAUUUUGUUCAGAAUUUUGGGCUCUUUAAGAUGGCAUUGUCGAAAAAUUAUUUCAACAUCGUCUUCCCGGACUUGAAAAAUAUGGUUUUUGGUUUUCUAGAAAUCUUUCCAUCAUAGUUCAUUGAUGACACUCUGCUAUAAAGUGCAUUAAAUAGGCAACUUCAUUGGCUAUUAGAAUCACUAUUUGGAUUUGAGCUAACUGUUUAGUAUUAUAGAAAAAAAUCAAAAAUAAAGUG
Messenger RNA from Rotaria sordida, 3205 nucleotides. The record is from the annotation of a GenBank genome assembly. NCBI's taxonomy places the organism in Eukaryota, Metazoa, Rotifera, Eurotatoria, Philodinida, Philodinidae.